UACGCACGCACUUUAGCGCAACCGGGUUAGAGUGGAUUGCUUUAUUUUUUUCCUUCUUGCAUACUAGAGCCAUUAGUAAUUCGGCUACUUGAAUCAUUCGAUUCACAAUAUCAAAAGACUCCACCGGGGUACAUUCAGGAGGAAUACAAAAUCGUUUUUCUGGAUAUUCUUAUAUUUUAAAAAAAUAUAUCUGUCCCCAAAUACAACAGAUCUAUACUCCAAUGUGCGACCUCAGCAUGGAUCAGGUGGCCCCCCUGUCUGGAUAUCGUAGCAGUCUGAAACGUCAGAUCGCCUUCGAUUCAUUUGAAGACCCCAUGUCUUUAUUCUGUGGAUAUUAUUUCCCAUCAGAUGAUGACCAGUCUGUCCAAGAGGUGCCUUCGGGCUUGGACUUCGUCCCACAUGACCUGGGUUCCUGUACCUUGCCCCUCCUGACGCCCUGCAGCAAGGCUGUGAUGAGCCAGGCGCUGAACGAGAGCUUCAGUGGCUUCGCCAAAGUGCAGCGCGGUUGUGGCAUUUCGAGCAAUCCUAGGUCCUGGACCAAGGCCCACGUGAUUCAGUGGCUUCAGUGGGCAGUGAGUGAGUUCAGUCUGGUGAAUGUCAACUUUUCCAAGUUUGACCUGGACGGACAGAUGCUCUGUGACCUGGGGAAGGAGCGCUUCCUUGAGCUGGCGCCAGACUUUGUCGGCGACAUCCUGUGGGAGCACCUGGAGCAGAUGAUGAAAGAUUGUCAGGAAAAGGAAGAUGCCCAGAACCUCAGUGGUACCGUACCUUCGGGUGCCAGCUGGAUGAACAGCCCCACCACCAGCUUCAGCUUGGAGGACGCUCAGCUGGCUCCGCAAGUCCCCAGCGGCAGCAACCUUCUCCAGGAGCUUUUUGAGAGCAGCGACAAGCCGCCGCUCCUGACUGCACAGCCUCGCUUCCCCGUCUUCUCUAAGCCCCAGCUGCACACUGUGAAUGUCAGCUAUGGCACAGCCAGGCAGGACUACUCCCGUAACAGCUCGUCCACCAGUCUUGGCUCCUCCCACGAGCAGACCUCCAUGGAGAGCACAGAGAGCCUGGAUGACACCAAGUUUGUGCUGCGUUCCUGGAGCAGCCAGUCAUCUCUGGCUGACACUCAGCAGGUCCCCUCCCAUGACAGCUUCGACGAGGAGCUGAAUGCGGGAGUGCUGAGCCUGGGACGCCAGGGUCUGUCGUUCAAGGACUACGUGCAGGAGAGGAAUGAGCCGCUGAAGAUGGGAAACCCUGUCAUUCCGGCUGCCAUGCUGGCGGGCUUCACAGGAAGUGGUCCGAUCCAGCUGUGGCAAUUCCUCCUGGAGCUUCUGACCGACAAAACAUGCCAGUCUAUAAUCCGAUGGACUGGAGAUGACUGGGAAUUCAAGCUUAUGGACCCCGAUGAGGUGGCUCGGCGCUGGGGUCGUAGGAAGAACAAGCCCAAGAUGAACUAUGAGAAACUGAGCCGGGGCCUGCGCUACUACUACGACAAGAACAUCAUCCACAAGACGUCGGGCAAGCGUUACGUCUACCGCUUCGUCUGCGACCUCCAAAACCUACUCGGCUACUCGUCGGAGGAACUGCACGUCAUGCUGGGUGUCCAGCCUGACACCGAGGACUGAGUUUCUCGCCAUCAUCCCGCCGGGGACAGCUGACAUGCUACGGGACUCCCUCGGGAUAGAUUGCUACAGUUUUGAGGCCUCGAUCGAGGCGUCUCUUUGAAUGUGCAGGUGUCACACUACGCCGUGGAGGCCGCUGCCUCCGUGGGGAUGGAUGCUACAGUGUCUUUCUUCGUCUUUGACUGUAGAGAGUCGAUGCUGGGCAGGGCGACUGUUUUCCCCUUUAAUUAUGACUAAUGUAACUGCAGCUCUCUUUGCCGCACGGGCCUGGUGCCCGGCGUCGGACACUGCUUCCUGCCGUGCACCUCCUUCGAGAUGCCAGUUCUGAAAUGUGCUCGUGCAGAUUAAUCCGAACCGGAUCCUGUACCUUUCCAGGAAGAAGGAGCCCAGUUACUCCCGGGUGAUAAAAGUGGGUAAUGUUAGAAAGGCAUACGCUCUGUAUUUAACUCUUUAGUAUUUAGUAAGUGCCAUUUCUCCAAAGGAUGUUAAGCCACUCAGAACUUAAGACUUAUCCAGCAAGUUGUGUAGACAAACUACAUUUUCUCUGUUGUCUUGGUUUCUUGCUGUUUGCAAGUGGAAUGUCAAGCGCACCAAGAUAUGUGUACUUUCAAACAAUUUUGCUUAAAUAAGGAAGAUUUUUUUAAACUUUGCAGAAAUCUACAUCGCUCUUUUGUGUAAUGUGCUUAAUGCUGCAUCGCUAAUCUGGUUUGAAUCUCGUAAAACUAUCGCAUGUCAGCGUUGAUGUACGACACGCUGUGGUCCACGCAGGCAACACUGUGUUUAAGGGAAAUUUAUUUUGUUUAAAGUAUGUAUUUUAUCAUAUUUAACUAAUAAGUAUUAUUUCUUGGGAAUUCAGAAAACUAUUUUUAUUCAUUGGGUGUUUAUGUAAUAUACAGCGAUUGUUAUUUAUUUACACUGCAUGUGUUUUUUUUCCCAGAAUGCAUUAUGUACAGAGAAUAUUGCCUCUCGUCUUUCUGUGGCCAAAGCAAAACAUGGAUGUGUGUUUUAUAUGUGAUUGUGUGUUUUAUUGCACAUUUUGUAUCAUGUUACUGAGGUCCUUGUGCUUGUCAGGAAUGUAAACAGGCUGUAAGUAUAUAAUCUCAAUAAUGCUCACUGAAUAUUUAAUGAGUACUUUUAAAACGUUCAAAGCCAUUUUUGCCUCAGGAGGUUCGGCAUUUUCAAAAGCAUUUUUUUUUUCAAAUGUGCAUUAUUUAAUUCUGUUGUGGGAAGACUACAUUGUACUGGGCAGCUGUAAACCGUUAAUCUCUUUAUCCCGUAUGGAUCGAAUUUUCCAAAAGGCCCUUUGUGAUGUGAGUAAACUAUUAAUCAAAUGUAAACCAAAAAAAGUCACAUUGUGAAUUCCUGGAAGGGAAUUUUUAUAAAAGGGCUCAGACACAUAAGAAGCCAUUUCCAUGUCACAACACACAACGUGACAGCAAAUUAAAAAUAAACUGGUUCAUUUUCAUAAAGUAAUCUGUUUGUGCGAGGAGUAUUGUGAUUCUAAUGGGUGAUGGGAUCUGUACAAAAUACACAGUAUAUUUUUAAACAUUUGAUGGCAAUGGUCUUUAAUAGGAUCAUCUUAACAAAAGAAAAUGUAUUUGGGUGAAAAUACUCCUCCAGUAAUAUUAUAAACAAACUUCCUGUAAUGUCAAUAGGACUGGCUGCUCCCAGUAACUGCAUCGAGCUACUGCUUUGAAAUAAACGUUUAUUUUUUUGUA
Messenger RNA from Paramormyrops kingsleyae, 3328 nucleotides. RefSeq names its product v-ets avian erythroblastosis virus E26 oncogene homolog 2 (gene ets2). The record is from RefSeq and is a predicted model, not a curated record. NCBI's taxonomy places the organism in Eukaryota, Metazoa, Chordata, Actinopteri, Osteoglossiformes, Mormyridae. Gene Ontology annotation, cellular component: nucleus. Gene Ontology annotation, biological process: regulation of transcription by RNA polymerase II; cell differentiation. Gene Ontology annotation, molecular function: DNA-binding transcription factor activity, RNA polymerase II-specific; sequence-specific DNA binding.